AUGUCAUCCGUCAUGCAUUACUAUCCAGUGCACCAGGCCAAGGUGGCUCCUUAUCCAGCAGCCCCAUCCGAGGUGAAAUACAGUGAGUUAAUCUACGGUCACCAUCAUGCUGUGAACCCCAUCGGCCUGCCACCCAACUACAACCAGCUGAACUCCAACCCCACCACCCUCAACGAUCACUGCUCCGCGCAGCAGCAGCAGCACCAGCACCAUCAGCAGGUGUCCUCGGAUGAGAAUCUGCCAUCCCAGUCCAGCCAGGAUGCGCAGAGGGUGAAACUGAAGCGAUCCCGAACUGCCUUCACCAGCGUUCAGCUGGUGGAGCUGGAGAACGAGUUCAAGAGCAACAUGUAUCUGUAUCGGACGCGCAGGAUCGAGAUUGCCCAGCGGCUGUCCUUGUGCGAACGGCAGGUGAAGAUCUGGUUCCAGAACCGACGCAUGAAGUUCAAGAAGGACAUCCAGGGACACCGCGAGCCCAAGGCCAGCGCCAAGCUGGCUCAGCCCCAGGCGGAGCAGAGUGCCCAUCGCGGGAUAGUGCAGCGCCUGAUGUCCUACUCCCAGGAUCCCAGGGAGACCGCUGCGGCAGCAGAAAAGCGUCCUGUGGUGGCAGUUGCACCCGUCAAUCCCCAGCCGGACUAUGGCCAGACCAAGGUGAAGUCGGAAGUGCCAGCCAGCAAUGUUAUGAGCCACAGCAACAACAGCAUGUGCUCCAGUUCCGAUCUCAGCGAGAUCUUGGAGCACCUGGCUCAAGCCACGGCUGCUCCAGCAACCAGCAUCGCCCAUCCAGGAGCCUCUUGCAACGCCAACUCAGUGACAAGCUCCUCGUCGGGACACUACUCCUACAAUGUGGACUUGGUGCUGCAGAGCAUCAAGCAGGAUUUGGAGGCAGCGGCCCAGGCCUGGUCCAAGUCGAAGUCGGCACCCCUGCUGGCCACUCAAUCCUGGCAUCCGAGCUCCCAAGUCCAGAUCCCCACGAGCGUGCAUGCUGCUCCGUCCAUGAACCUGUCGUGGGGCGAGCCUGCUGCCAAGUCCAGAAAGCUGAGCAUAACCCACAUAAAUCCCUGUGUCACCGGCUUCAACUAUCCCAAUUGA
Molecule: messenger RNA, 1089 nt
Organism: Drosophila elegans
Lineage: Eukaryota; Metazoa; Arthropoda; Insecta; Diptera; Drosophilidae
Product: protein zerknuellt 1
Exons: 2
Coding region: 1-1089 (362 amino acids)
Biological process (GO): regulation of transcription by RNA polymerase II
Cellular component (GO): nucleus
Molecular function (GO): RNA polymerase II cis-regulatory region sequence-specific DNA binding; DNA-binding transcription factor activity, RNA polymerase II-specific
Source: RefSeq, a predicted model, not a curated record